AGAUUUGGAUCGAUAACUAUUGAAAACAAAAAUCAAUCGCGACGAUGUUCUCGGCGGCGUUGCUCUUCCUUUUGCUGAUACACGGCGCCCACUGCGUCGUCCCCGAGAUAGAUGGAGGGAGGAAGAUGGCGUUAAGUCCUCAUUGUGUUUCAAACCCACCAACAUUAGACCCUGCAAGUGGAGCUGGUCAUGUCGAGAAACUUGCUGACUUCAACACUUAUGUCUCUGGCUCUCUUGAGUCCAAGCUUGCUGUUCUUCUUGCAUCUGAUGUUUACGGAUAUGAGACUCCAAAUUUGAGAAAAAUCGCAGACAAGGUCGCAGCAGCUGGAUUCUAUGCGGUGGUUCCUGACUUCUUUUAUGGAGAACCCUUUAAUCCUAAUAGAACUGAUAGACCUAAAGAUGCUUGGCUAAAGGAUCAUUCACCGGAAAAAGGCUUUAAGGAUGCAAAACUAAUGGUUCAAGCUUUGAAAAGUAAAGGUGUUUCGAAAAUUGGAGCUGCUGGAUUCUGUUGGGGUGCUAAAGCUGUGAUUGAACUAGCAAAGAUUGCCGAUGUCCAAGCAGCUGUGAUCUUACAUCCUUCAUUUGUGACUGUGGAUGAUAUCAAGGGUGUGAAGGUGCCCCUUGCAAUAUUGUCAGCUGAACUAGACAAGAAAUACCCUCCUGAACUUUUAAAACAGUUCGAUGAGAUCUUACAAUUGAAUAAGGUGGAUAGAUUUGUGAAGAUGUUUCCUAAAUGUUCCCAUGGAUGGACUCUCCGAUACAAUGUCAGUGAUCCGGCAGCGGUGUCGCGGGCCGACGAAGCUCAUCAAGAUAUGCUGAAUUGGUUCACCAAGCACAUUAAGUGAGAAACUUGUGUGAUAAUGACGGAGUUCAUGUUUCUGAUCUAGAAUUAUGUUUACGUUGUAGUCUUGUUUCCGUAGAAUAAGUGCGAGUUCUAAUGCAUCGUGACGGAAUACUAUUCUUAUCGUAGCGAUCCUUGACGACA
Hibiscus syriacus is the source of this 985-nucleotide messenger RNA. RefSeq names its product endo-1,3;1,4-beta-D-glucanase-like. Gene Ontology annotation, molecular function: hydrolase activity. The coding region runs from base 45 to 845 and encodes 266 amino acids. The transcript has 8 exons. Lineage: Eukaryota; Viridiplantae; Streptophyta; Magnoliopsida; Malvales; Malvaceae. The record is from RefSeq and is a predicted model, not a curated record.